Molecule: messenger RNA, 4451 nt
Organism: Phoenix dactylifera (date palm)
Lineage: Eukaryota; Viridiplantae; Streptophyta; Magnoliopsida; Arecales; Arecaceae
Source: RefSeq, a predicted model, not a curated record
CAAAGGAGAAAAACUUCCAGAGCACCUACAGAUCUAGCGGAAAGAGAGAGAGCAUUUCCACUGGGUCACGCUCUUUUCCAUCCAUCAACUCUUCUUCCCAAAUCAAUCGGAGAGACUCUUUGCAGCCUGGAGUAAUGGCUGACGUGCUUCUCUCAGCCUUGCUACCGGUGGUAAUGAGGAAGGCGACCGACCAUGUUCUCCAACAGUUUGGAGUGAUGUGGGGCAUCCAUGAGAAGCUAAAAAAGCUGGAAAGAAAGCUGUUGGCAAUCCAGUCCAAACUUGGAGAUGCAGAGGAGCGACAAGUCAAGGAUGCGGCUGUGAAGAGCUGGUUGGCAGAUCUGAAGGAUGCAGCCUACGAAGCAGACGACAUCCUGGAUGAGUUCAAUAUGGAAGCAAUGCGGCGGAAGGCAGAGAUUCAGAUCGAUAUGACAAAAAGGGUGCGCAGCUUCUUUUCUUUUCAUAAUCCAAUUUGGUUUCGUUUUAAAAUGGGGCGAAAGUUGAAUGCUAUUGUUGAAAAAAUAGAGAAACUAGCAGACGAGGGAAAUAAAUUUGGUUUCGAGGUCAAAACCCAACCCCAAAACAGGGACAGGCCACAAACCCACUCUUAUGUUGAUGAGUCAGAGGUCAUCGGUAGGGAGGAAGAUAAAGAAAGAAUAGUGAAGUUGCUACUGGAUCAUGAUACCAACCAGAAUGUUGCAGUCCUUCCCAUAGUUGGGAUGGGGGGUUUGGGUAAGACCACACUGGCCCAAUUGAUUUACAAAGAUCAGAGGGUGGAGAAACAUUUCCAGCCGCUCAUAUGGGUCUGUGUGUCGGAUGAGUUCGAUGUUGCAAAACUUGCUAAAGCAAUAAUAGCUUCAGCCACAGGGGUUCAGUGCGAGCUAUCAAACAUGGAGUUGUUACAACGCCGCCUUCGAGAAGUUGUAAGUGGGAAGAGGUACUUACUUGUAUUAGAUGAUAUUUGGAACGAGGAUCAGGCAAAGUGGGAUCAGCUAAGAACUUUACUAGGAACUGGUGGAGAAGGGAGUAGGAUUGUUGCGACUACACGAAGUGAGCGGGCAUCGUCGAUAAUGGGUACCCUCGGCACUUAUUACCUACCGUAUUUGACUGCGGAUGUUUCUUGGGAAUUGUUUAGGAAGAGAGCAUUUGAAGGGGGAGCAGAAGAGCCUCAAAAUCUCGUAACCAUCGGCAAGGAGAUUGUCAAGAAAUGUGGUGGGUUGCCUCUGGCAGUGAAUACACUGGGGGGAUUAAUGCAUUCCGAGACCCAGGAGUCGGAAUGGCGGUCCGUGAGGGAUAGCGAGAUUUGGGAUCUGCAGGUCGCUGAAGAUGGGAUCUUGCCAGCACUAAGGUUGAGCUACAGUCACUUGCCUUCCCAUUUAAAACAAUGCUUUGCUUUUUGUGCCAUAUUUCCGAAGGAUUAUGAGAUGGAAAAGGAUUUGUUGAUUCAACUAUGGAUGGCCAACGGAUUCAUUCCAUCCUAUGGAAGAAAGGAGUUGGAAGACAAAGGGCAUGAGAUUUUUAAUGAGUUGGCUUGGAGAUCCUUCUUUCAGGAUAUCAAGGAAACUGGGGAGAAUGCCUUAUACGGGCGUCUUUAUUAUCAAACAAGAUGCAAGAUGCAUGACCUCAUGCACGAUCUGGCGCGAUCCAUUAUGGGGAAUGAAUGCCUUGCCACACUGGACCCUGCCAGGUGGGAAGAUAUGUCUACGAAAGCCCGUCACUUGUUUGCAUUUAGGAAAGUUCAAUUGAAUAAUUAUCCAAAUAUUCGCACUCUCCGGUGCCCGGGAUUCUCUGCUAGUAUUCCUGCGGAUUCAUCAAACCCAAAGUCCUUGAGAGCAUUGGAUCUGCAUUAUUCUAAUAUCAAACGACUGCCUAUUGCAAUUGCAUAUUUGCAACAUCUGAGAUACCUCGACCUCUCUGGUAACCCUAUUGAAGCAUUACCGGAUGCCACCAGCACACUUUUCAAUCUACAAACUCUGAAACUCUCUCGCUGCAAGAAUCUACGUAAGCUGCCCGAAAACAUAAGAAAUAUGAGUAGCCUGAGGCAUCUCUACAUUGACAGAUGUCCUAGUCUGAAGCACCUGCCAGCAGGUAUCGGGAAAUUGAGCAGCCUGCGAACGUUGACCAAAUAUUUUGUAGGAAAUGAUGCUGGAUGGCGUAUAGGUGAGUUGAAUAGCUUAAAUCUCGGUGGCCAUCUAGAGCUGUAUAACUUGAGGAAUGUGAGGGAUGCAGCAGAUGCUAAAGAAGCUAAUCUUAGUUCCAAACAUAACCUUUGCUCAUUAAUAAUAUGCUGGGAUAUGGUUGAGUGGUAUCUCCCUUUCCGCUAUGAAGAAAGUGCCCAUGAAUGUUUCGAAGAAGAUGUUUUGCCAGCAGAAAAUGCCGAAGAGGUGUCGGAAGCCUUUAGACCUCAUGAUGGCUUAAAACUGCUGAAAGUAUGGCGCUACGGGGGUGGCAGCUUUCCAACAUGGAUGAUGGACUCUCUAUUGCUGCAACAUGUAGUUGAAAUCUAUCUGGGAGUUUGCACAAGAUGUCAAUAUCUCCCGCCUUUGUGGCAGCUACCUUCUCUUAAAUUUCUGUACAUGAUUAAGAUGGAUAGCGUCAAGCACAUCCGCAGCAGCACCAUCUAUGGCAACGCAAGCAAUGGCACAGUGCGACCAUUCCCCUCACUGAAAAGAUUAGUGUUGCAUACGAUGAAGAGCUUGGAGAAGUGGUCAGAGUUUGAAGGAACUGCAGAAGUCCCGUUGGUUUUUCCUCACCUUGCUGAGCUUAAGAUCAUCAAUUGCCCAAAUUUGAUGACCAUGCCAGAGCUACCAUCUCUCCAAAGUUUAGAAAUGAAUGGAACUACUAGUAAGAAGUCGGGCUUGAUCUGUAGUCUGACGACACUCUCUUCCCUUACUUCUCUCCUAUCUUUGAGGAUGAAACAUUGUGAUGAUCUGGUCUACUGGUCGGAGAAGGAGUUUCGUGGCUUGAACUCACUGAAGAUGUUAAGUCUCCAUCAUUGCAACAAGUUGGUUGGCCCGUCACCUUUGCCAUUAUCCUCGCCAUCAUCAGGGGAUGGAGAGCUCCUACCAAACCUGGAAGAGUUGGAUAUUAGAAAUUGUGAUAGUCUGCUGGAAUUGCCCAAGUUGCCUGCUUCCCUCAGAUCACUGUAUGUUGGCUACUGCCGCAAAAUAAAUUCCUUGACAGACGGCCUGCGACUCCUACCAAAUCUAGAAAAGCUGGAUAUUACACGUUGUGAUGGUCUGCUGGAAUUGCCCAAGUUGCCUGCAUCCCUCAGAUCACUGACUGUCUACCACUGCCCAAAAUUGAAUUUCUUGAUGGAAGCCCUGCGACUCCUACCAAACCUGGAAGAGCUCGAUAUUGAACAUUGUGAUGGUCUGCUGGAAUUGUCCAAGUUGCCUGCUUCCCUCAGAUCACUGAAAGUUGGGUACUGUCCCAACAUAAAUUCCUUGACAGAAGGCUUGCGACAUGCCACCUCUCUUGAGAGUGUCAAUAUUUCAGAUUGCCCAAGCCUGACUUCUCUGCCGGUAGAUCUGGGGCACCUAACAGCACUCAAGAAGAUGGAUAUCAGCGAGCUUCAUGGCUUGGAAUCUUUGCCACAAGGGCUGGGACAGCUCGCUGCACUCGAGUCUCUGUUCAUCAACGGUUGCAACAAAUUAUCAUCUCUGCCAGAAGAGAUGCAGAGCCUCACUGCCCUUCAGGAUCUGUUUAUUAGCUGUUGCCCUCGGUUGUCAUCACUCCCAAAAGGUCUACAACGACGACUUCCUGGACUUGAGAAUCUAGCCAUUGAAGGCUGCCCCGAUCUGGAGAGACAGUGCAAGAGAGGAGGACCGUAUUGGGACCUCAUCUCACGCAUCCCCAGUACUGAAAUAUCGUCUAAGAGGAGGGGCAACUUCAGCACAUUCCUUCCUUCCUUUUCUUGCUUUAGAAGACCAUCUACAGCUUAAUGUCAUCCCAGUCCUUUCCAGAUGAGCAGCAAAUUUAGCUUCAGGAUGAAUUAAGAGAGUUCACGGUACAAGCUGCUUUCUUGUCGAUCAUUUCAGCAUGGAACUUCUUGCUAUUCUAAAUUUAAUAACAGAAAAAACGGCAUACUAUGCCUUGGAUAAACUUUUCAAAGAUUUCCAAACAUUCAAUGAUCAAGUGGCUUCGUAUGAAUCUUCCUGAUAGAUUUGCUUUUGUUGUUGUUACGCAUUUAAAGGGACACCAGGAAGAGAUAAGCUUAACUGCCUUUCAGAAGACGUUAUUUGGCAUGUAAUGUGAUGUUGAUUGUUUUCUCUUAACCUUAUUUUAUUUCAUAUCCUUCGAUAUAUAAAUAUUGUAUUUGAAGACUUUGGACAGUACUUCUGCUUUAUGUACCAAAAAUAAUUGAAAGAUGAAGUGUUCAUUAAUUAUUUGAACAUCCACUUUGGGUGCUCUAACCAUUUUUAAGUAGUAUCAUACAACAGCUAUUUGAUUGA